UUCACAAUCAGUCGCCAUUUUCCCAGUCAUGUUUAACAGCACAAAUUGACCUCUUUAUUUUAUUUCAAAGUAUAAAAUUUUAAGACCGGUCGUAGUGUGCCACAAAAGUUCUAUAUAUGAUUCAAACGCUAAAAUGAUAUUUACUCCACGUUUGGUUUCAUCGGCAGCUGCUAUCGUUGUGACUUGUUUUGUGUCCGCCGCGGCCUUGUAUUAUAGAAGUCGGAAAACCGAGAUCAAUGAAGUGAUGGUGUUCUGUAAAUUGCAGUACAACGUUUACAAUUACUUCGACAAACUACUAAACUUCAUUGAGUCUGCGACGAAAAGUGUUAACGUUUGCAUGCCUAGCAUCCAUAAUCCGGCGAUACAAAGCCGAUUGGUAAGAUUGAUAAAGAAGAAAAAUAUCAAAAUUCGUAUCAUAAUUGACCGGACAGGAUACAACGAAUUCACUGAAGUCUUUAUCAGAGAACUAAAAGAUGUCGGUGCAGAAAUAAAAUGUAAAAUUAAUGAACCAGUCAAUUAUAAAAUGCAACAUAAGUUUUGCUUAGUCGAUGAUAAGAUUCUCAUGACCGGGACUCUGAACUGGGGAAAUGACCGCUCCUUCGACCAUUGGAACUACGUCUACAUAACCAGCAAGCCACAGCUAGUGAAUCCGGUAAAAUCUGAGUUCUACGUAAUGUGGGAUGACUUCUCAAGCGACUUGAAACUGGAAAACCCAAUAGAAACUUACGACAGUGAUUCAGAAACAAAUGAAGAACACCAAGAAAAUGAAGCCCUAGUACACUUAGAAAACGGGGAACGCAACGACCUACUGGCAGUAAGGAACAUUUCUACAGUCGAUAGGGAGACUCAGGUCACGCCGGAUCUAAGCGUAAUUUAAUUUUAAACUAGAAUUCCAUAGACAUAACGUCGCUUUAAGACCAUUUGUGCAAUAGUACAAAACGCCAAUGUGACGUUUAUUUAUGACACUUCGGGACAAAGUGUUAGUUCAAUAUUUGACAUUUUGAUCAGACUUAUUGCACAAAAUGUUCGAGAGCUGGCAACCCGUACAGCUACGUAUACUGCGACAGUUACGAUCUUUGUAAUUGCUGUUUAGUAGACAUAAUAACUGGCAAUACUUUCUAAUUUAUUUCCAUAUUUUAUUACUAAUGAAUUAAUAUUUUAUGUAAGAGACUUCUGAAUAAAAAAAUGAAUUUACUCAUAAAUUAAUUAACAAUGUAUAACUGAUUAAUCAUAAUUUUACUAAAUAAGUUUCGGCUGGCCUUUAGCCAUUAUUUCAUUUUCUGAAACUUAAGCUCGUCUUUUAAUUUUAUUAUAUUUUUAUAUUGUAAACACUUUUAGUAGAAAGUGUUUGUCCAUUUCUAUUUUAUAUUCUAUUUUCAAUUAAUACUCACACUCUUUAUUCUUAUUUCAAUUUUAAUUUUUCGUUUUAUGGUCAGCUAAUUAUAUUUUUAAGAUAUUAAAUGAAAUUUUAGAAAAUAUGUUUUUUUUUUAAUGAAUAGUCUUCAUUUGAUUGGUAUGUUAUACAUGUAUCUAGGGUAAAUAAUAUCAAAAAUCUAGACUUAAAAAUAACAAGCCAAAGGUACAUUUUACUUUAUAAGGGGAUGUUGAUGUUUAUGUUUAUGUAUCGGCCCAGUAGUUUUUUUUUUUUAAGCAGGCAUUGACAGAUUUAUAGAAAGUCAGAUAUUUCAGUACAAAUAAAUCUGAUUUUUAGAGUCAUAAUUUAGAAUUAAAAAAGAUGUUACAAUUUAUCCUAAUUAAUUUUUUGGCAGAUCAAAAGGCUUCACAUUAUACAUGCAAUAAAUAUGAGACCCUAGUACUCCCUUACUAGCCUAAACUUAGUUUCUAUAAUACCACCAGCAAUGAUAGAACUGUGUUCAUGGUAAAGUUUGCCAAUGUUAAGCUCUAAUUCCUCUCUAUCUAGAUUUAUGUUAACCUAAAACAUGGCCUUUCAAUCAGUGCUGGUGGCAUAAGUUACAUCUUAAAACAAAACAAUACUUAUUCAGUUGUCAAUAAGAACUAGAGAUGGGCCGAAUAUGGACUUAGCUGAGUACGAAUAUUCGGCCGAACAUUCGGUUCAGCUCUUACCGAA
Leguminivora glycinivorella is the source of this 2089-nucleotide messenger RNA. Its product is annotated as mitochondrial cardiolipin hydrolase-like. The transcript has 2 exons. Gene Ontology annotation, cellular component: mitochondrion. NCBI's taxonomy places the organism in Eukaryota, Metazoa, Arthropoda, Insecta, Lepidoptera, Tortricidae. Bases 134 to 877 code for a protein of 247 amino acids. Gene Ontology annotation, biological process: piRNA processing. The record is from RefSeq and is a predicted model, not a curated record. Gene Ontology annotation, molecular function: RNA endonuclease activity producing 5'-phosphomonoesters, hydrolytic mechanism.